Messenger RNA from Carcharodon carcharias (great white shark), 2748 nucleotides. RefSeq names its product pseudouridine synthase 10 (gene pus10). Bases 139 to 1722 code for a protein of 527 amino acids. The transcript is spliced from 18 exons. Gene Ontology annotation, molecular function: RNA binding; pseudouridine synthase activity. Gene Ontology annotation, biological process: tRNA pseudouridine synthesis. The record is from RefSeq and is a predicted model, not a curated record. NCBI's taxonomy places the organism in Eukaryota, Metazoa, Chordata, Chondrichthyes, Lamniformes, Lamnidae.
GAGGAAAUGUGAGUUCUGUGAUGGGUCGAUAUUUUAAAAUUUUACUUGUUUUGAGGAUAAAGUAAAUUGGACCGAAUACCGUCUCAUUUAGAAAUAUAUUAUAGUUUUCUUUAAGUGUUUACCUUACGAUCAGAAGUCAUGUUUCCAUUGAAAGAGAAGGACAGGAGAGUGGUCCAGGUGCUUCUCAGUGCAGGGUGCUGUCCUCGAUGUAUACUAAGAUUCUGCUGUGUUGGGAACCAGGCUACAUACAGACUUUCACGCAAGGAACUGUUCACCGAGCUCCACAUGUUCUUGAAUGAUGAUAAAAGUAAACCUGAAGCAGUGGAAUAUAAUCAACCACCUUGUAAGAAAAUCCGAUUGCAGGAUUCUGAGAAGAAUGAUGAUGAUACAGGUCACAAUGGAGCAGCCAAAUUACUGUCGAGUGAAUGUGUGCUUCCUGAUGGCUGGGUUCAAACUUGCACUGUGUGUCUAGGUAUUCUACAAGACCUAUGUGAAAGAGAUUUUGUCAAAAAGGUGUGUGGUGAAGUGGACUCUGCUGGUUAUCAUUUUAGCAGUCUUGUAUUUUCAGUUUCACUGCCACCACAGCUCUUAGUCAGAGAGCAUGCCACGUGGUUGCUGGUAAAGCAGGAAGUAGGACAACAAGGAAGCUUUUUAACAAAGGAUGAUGUUUUACAACUUAAAGAGGUCUACAAGUGGAUAACCCAUCCUCUGCUUUCUGAGGAACUGAGUGUACCUGUGGAUGGAAAGAGCUUAUUUGAAGUAAGUGUGGUCUUCGAGCACCCUGAAACAGUUGAGGAUUGCCACUUUCUGGCUACUGUAUGUCGAGACUGCUUUAGACCAACAAAAAACAAGCAGUCAGUAUUCACUAGAAUGGCAGUGGUGAAAGCUUUGGAGAAGAUAAAAGAUGAUGACUUCCUUCAGCAGUUUCCUUAUCAGCUUGAACCACCUAAAGGUUCCUGUGUUGUUCAGGAAAUUCAGUGCACUCACAAUUCAGUGUAUGUGGCAGGCAGAUAUAAUAAGUUCUCCAGGACCCUGCCACAGACUCCUUGGGUAAUAGAUGGAGAAAGAAAAUUGGAAUCUUCAGUGGAGGAACUUAUAGGGGAGCCACUGAAGAAGAUGUUUAAAGUAGAUCAUUUAAACUUUUCAUCUUCAGGAAGAGAAGAUGUUGAUGUCAGAACCUUGGGAAAUGGCAGACCCUUUGCAAUUGAGCUGCUUAACCCACGUAGAAUAUCCUUUCUUCAGCAAGAGCUAAGAGAACUUCAAGAGAAAAUUAAUAAUUCAACUGAUAAAAUCCGAGUUCGAGAUUUACAGAUAGUAACCAGGGAGGCAAUAGGACGUAUGAAGGAAGGAGAAGAAGAGAAGACAAAGUCAUACAGUGCCCUAAUAUGGACAGAGAAAGCUAUAGGAAAAAAUGAUAUCAAUUUUCUCGAGGAAUUAAAGGACCUAAAGCUUGACCAAAGGACUCCAUUGCGAGUUCUUCACCGAAGGCCUCUAGCUGUAAGAACUCGUGUAAUACACAGCAUGAAAGUGGAGUUUAUAGAUCAGCAUCAUUUUCAUCUUUAUUUGAAGACCCAGGCUGGGACCUACGUUAAAGAGUUUGUACAUGGCGACUUUGGACGUACGAAACCAAACCUUGGCACUCUAAUGAAUAUGACCACAGAUAUUCUUGAGCUAGAUGUAGAGUCUGUAGAUGUUGACUGGCCGCCCAAAUUGGAUGAAUGAAGUGCUGGAGUUUGUGCAAAUGCUGGGUAAUUGAGCCCAGUUCUAGCUUACACCAAAAAGACUAUCAGAUAUAUCAUGGGAACUAAUGUAUGUUUUAAUAGUAAAAGAAAACAGAUGUUUGACAUUUUUUUAAGUUUAGUAUUGUUUUCAUUACCUAAUGGAUCAGUUGCGAAGUAAGCCAACAGGAACGUCUGUGGCUUAUGAGCAACAAAUUUGAAAUAAAUUAGCCUGUUUUUAAAUACGUGGUUGUUUUGUACAAAGUAGACUAAUGUCCUGGUUGCACUACAGCCAGUAAUUUGGCAUUCUGGUUUACAAUAAUUGUUCUUCUGAAGUUUUUGAACCUGUGAAUAUGUUGUUAAACUGCCUCUUACAAUUAUAUGUACCACCAAAAAAGAACUUGCUUUCAAGAUAAAUUUUUAAUUCUGAUCCACAUCAACUUGGUUUGCAAUAUUUUAAACGUCUUGUGGUGAGUCAGUUACUUAAAUUAUAUAGUAAUCAGGUAAAUAGUGUCUUCUAAUCUUGUUAGAACAACUCAGAACAUAUCAUGCAGCAAAUUAUUUGAAAUUUAGUAUUAUGUGGGAAAUGCAACAGCCAUUUUGUACCAGCAGCAUCUCUCACACGAGUGAGAUGAAUCAUCUGUUUUUAGGUGAUGCAGGUUGGGAGAGAAAUGUUGGCUGGGACACCUGCAGAACAUCCAUCUCUAAAUAGUGGCGUGUCCAUCUCAAACAGAGACUAUGAUUUAAGUUUAGUGUCAUUUAUUUGGGGAGCAAUGCAUUACAGACAAAGCAGUUAUUUUGUUUCUGUCCUAUAAUGUCUUGAUCUCAUUUUGUAUAUAUCUCCUGUCUCUACUGUGUGUCAAUGAAGACUUCAGGAUUAAUAUUCUGUGCCGUGAAUUAACGACUUCCUGUACAGUGAUUUACAGUGGAAGAAUUCAGUUCAGCUCAGCAGAAAGUAAGCUAAAUCCACAGUGGAUUUGUAACCUAGCUAUGCUCUGUUACUGAAUUAAACUGUUUGAUUUUUAAAAAA